Dissoconium aciculare CBS 342.82 is the source of this 1635-nucleotide messenger RNA. Its product is annotated as FAD/NAD(P)-binding domain-containing protein. The transcript has a single exon. Gene Ontology annotation, molecular function: FAD binding. NCBI's taxonomy places the organism in Eukaryota, Fungi, Ascomycota, Dothideomycetes, Mycosphaerellales, Dissoconiaceae. The coding region runs from base 294 to 1568 and encodes 424 amino acids. The record is from RefSeq and is a predicted model, not a curated record.
CGCUGAUAUAACCCCGAAUGUGCGAAGACGAAGUUCAAUGGCCGCUAUUUUUUGUAGCUCUAAACCACAGCCUCACGGCAUCAUCGGAGGUAUGCGGUCGGUGUAUGCGGCGGUGUCAGCCCGAAGCCAAAAACACGCAGGAUGAAGAUCUGGUUUGUAGGGAGCGCAGGUGUAUAACAUGACCAGAUCUCCAGGAGGGAUUCGUUCCCUUGUCAGAAACAUUCACAACGAAAAGCAAGAGCUUCUACGUCUUGAACAUACCACUUUGACAAUACUAAACAAACGCACCCGCAAUGCCGAUGAAGAUUGCCAUCCUCGGCGCCGGCCCAGCAGGUUGCACACUCGCCCGCUUGCUACAGCAAGGAAACGAUCAGAUCUCAGUCACAAUCUUCGAAGGAGAGGCGGGAUUGGAUUUCCGAUCUCAGGGAGGAUCCCUUGACCUUCACGAAGAGACUGGCCAGGCUGCUUUGCGGAAAGCUGGACUUCGCGACGAAUUUCUGAAACAUGCACGCUACGACGGCGAAGCACUCAAGAUCGCAGACAAGAACUUAUUAUGCUAUGUUCGAAUCAACGGCUCCACCUCUUCUAACUCAUCAUCACAGCCAGCGGGAGUCCUUGGCAACAGACCUGAGAUUGAUCGACCAGUGCUACGGAAGCUGCUCUUCGACAGCCUGCUCGAAGGCACGGUCCAAUGGAACAAGAAGGUCACCAAUAUUGACGAAGAUCGUAGCAUCUGCUUCGCGGACGGUACCACACAGGGCGGCUUUGAUCUCAUCGUUGGCGCAGAUGGGGCAUGGUCCAAAGCUCGUCCGUAUCUGAGCGCGGUCAAACCUUUCUACACAGGGAUCGGAGGCUACGCAAUGACAAUCAUAAACGCAGAAGAAAAUCACCCGAAACUACACAAGGUCGUGAAUCGUGGCAGUCUUUUCACCUGGUCCGACGGCAAGAGCCUCAUGGGCCAAUACAACGGCGACGGCAGCAUUCAAGUCUACACAUGGAGCAAGCGGGAACCCGAUUGGCAAGCCACCCACAACACUAGGGAUAUUGCCGCCGUGCGUAAAGAUUGCAUGGAGGAAUUUGCCGGCUGGCACCCCGACUUGCUGGCGCUGAUCCACGCCAGCGAAGACCACGUCACAGCGCGAGAUCUUUACAUGCUACCCAUCGGGCACAGCUGGCCGCACCGCCGCGGCGUGACUUUGAUUGGAGAUGCAGCACACGUCAUGACGCCUUUUGCAGGGGAGGGUGUCAAUCUGGCCCUGGAAGAUGCCAUGAAGCUAUCCGAUGCGAUCAUCUCCGCGGCCUCGCAUGCCUCGGAUGCGGAACUGAUUUCACAAGCUCUUGACCAAGGGGUCUCCCGCUUUGAGCAGGAGAUGUUCGAGCGCGCGACGGCCACGCAAGAGAUGACCUUUGACAUGAUGAACUACAAUUUCAACACGCCCGGCGCGCCGCGUUCCUGCAUCGAGCCGUUGAUGCUCCGAGCGAUUCGAGGGCCGUCGCCGACAGCGGUAUCGUGGCUAAUGACACCUCUAGUAUAUGCGUGGUUUGCGGUGUUCAAGCUGAUAUGGUAGUGGGGCGGUUUGGCGACAAGUAGAUAGACAUAGACGAGCGGAAAUGAUUGCUUUCUCUUUACCGUGA